Messenger RNA from Monodelphis domestica (gray short-tailed opossum), 4024 nucleotides. It is a transcript of the gene KCNK2, whose product is annotated as potassium two pore domain channel subfamily K member 2. NCBI's taxonomy places the organism in Eukaryota, Metazoa, Chordata, Mammalia, Didelphimorphia, Didelphidae. Gene Ontology annotation, molecular function: potassium ion leak channel activity; outward rectifier potassium channel activity. Gene Ontology annotation, cellular component: plasma membrane. The record is from RefSeq and is a predicted model, not a curated record. Gene Ontology annotation, biological process: potassium ion transmembrane transport; stabilization of membrane potential.
CUCAAAAGCCCCCAAAACUUUCAGCAAUGAAAUCUACCUCUGAUGAAUAAUUUUCUCAAUCCAGUCAAGCCUAUUGGAUUUUGGGUCUCAUUUUUCUUUUUCACAGUGCGUCAACAUUGACAGAAUUAAAAUAAGGAGCCUAACUAAAUUGAUAGUUUUUAUGAAUUGGAAAAAAUGCUGUAAUCAAUGCAAAAUUAGAUAAGGUAAGGAAAAAGAAAUAAAAGCCUGUGUGGACUCAAGCCAAGAAUUCAUCUGUUUGCAUUAAUAGGUUCCAGCAAUGGUACUACAGGCACGGAAAGCCUGUUCGCCACUGCACUUAGCAAGCACACAAGCUUAAAAAUAAACUUUGACAACGUAGAUCUCUUUGUCCUUUCAAGAAUGGAAAACAUUAUGUACUUCAAAGCAUACUAAGACUGACUCUAAAAUAUACUUGGGAUAUUAAUCCUCUAGCAAUUGGGAGAGUCAUUCUAUGGCAUACAGUACAUGGAUGCUUUGUGUGUGUAAAUAGUACAUGAGUCCUGGAGAUCUAGUGAGAAUAAAUGGCACUAAUGAUUUUGAUCUGCUCAUUCAUAGUAAGGAAGAAGCAUCUGUCUUUUAAAGUCCUCUGGAACAGUUGGGUUGCAGUUCUUCAUCAUCCCUAAUCAGGGAAUAUAUUCCUGAGCCAAAUUGCUAAGACAGUGAGUAUUUUGGUAGCAUAGUUCACUAGCAUUCAGCAACACAGUUCACUUUUGAGUCUUUUGGACAGGAACUACAUCUAUGGGAGCAGUGUUCAUGAAAGAAAGAAAACAGUAUGGGACGAUGGCUUGGUAGUAGAAGUGACCUUGUUCAAAGAAUUACAGAGAAGAAACCUUCAAGGAAGAAUAAUAUCAAAGAUCAAAAGCAUGAUGACUCCUGAUGAAAACAUCACCAAAUGAUGAACCCACGAGCUAAAAAGACCUUCUUCUUGGCGGCACCUGACUUGCUGGAUCCUAAAUCUGCCACUCAGAACUCCAAACCGAGGCUCUCAUUUUCUACAAAACCCACAGUGCUUUCUUCCCGGGUGGAGAGUGACACAACCAUUAAUGUUAUGAAAUGGAAGACAGUCUCCACGAUUUUCCUGGUGGUUGUCGUCUAUCUGAUCAUUGGAGCCACUGUGUUCAAAGCUCUGGAGCAACCUCAUGAGAUUUCACGGAGGACUACCAUUGUGAUCCAGAAGCAGACAUUCAUAUCUCAGCAUUCUUGUGUCAAUGCAACUGAAUUGGACGAACUCAUCCAGCAAAUAGUGGAAGCAAUAAAUGCAGGGAUUAUACCUUUAGGAAACACCUCCAAUCAAAUCAGUCACUGGGACUUGGGAAGUUCCUUCUUCUUUGCUGGCACUGUUAUUACGACCAUAGGCUUUGGCAACAUCUCACCACGUACAGAAGGUGGAAAGAUAUUCUGUAUCAUCUAUGCCUUACUGGGAAUUCCCCUUUUUGGUUUUCUAUUGGCUGGAGUUGGAGAUCAACUAGGGACUAUAUUCGGAAAAGGAAUUGCCAAAGUAGAAGAUACAUUUAUUAAGUGGAAUGUGAGUCAAACUAAAAUUCGAAUCAUCUCAACAAUUAUCUUCAUAUUGUUUGGGUGUGUGCUCUUUGUUGCUCUACCUGCUGUGAUAUUCAAGCACAUAGAAGGUUGGAGUGCCCUGGACGCCAUUUAUUUUGUGGUCAUCACGUUAACAACCAUUGGUUUUGGUGAUUAUGUUGCAGGAGGAUCUGAUAUUGAAUAUUUGGAUUUUUAUAAGCCAGUGGUAUGGUUUUGGAUCCUAGUAGGACUUGCUUACUUUGCUGCUGUCCUGAGCAUGAUUGGAGACUGGCUUCGGGUCAUAUCAAAAAAGACAAAGGAAGAGGUGGGGGAGUUCCGAGCACAUGCUGCAGAAUGGACAGCCAAUGUCACAGCUGAGUUCAAGGAGACCAGAAGGCGCCUGAGUGUAGAGAUUUACGACAAGUUUCAGAGAGCCACCUCCAUUAAAAGGAAGCUCUCUGCAGAACUGGCAGUGAACCACAAUCAAGAACUGACCCCAUGCAAGAGAACCCUGUCAGUUAACCAUUUGACCAGUGAGAAGGACAUCCUGCCUCCUCUCAUGAAAACUGAGAGUAUUUAUCUGAAUGGUUUAACGCCUCAUUGCCCAGGAGAAGAGAUUGCUGUCAUUGAGAACAUUAAGUAAUCCAUGGUUGGAAUACUGGUUCUUCAAAAAGCCUUGGUCUUCACAAUGGCAGAGGACUUUGGUAUGCUCUUUAUAACUGAUGCUGUUAGCAUUUUUAAAGUGUGCAUGAGCUCAAAAGAAAAAAAAAACCCACAAAUACCCAUCAUAGUCAUCUACCAUCAAGAUAAAUUGGGAUUCUGAGCCAGCACUAUAUUUUUGGAGAUGCUUGUUGAAUAGCACUACUAUCUUUGAUAGGAAGUGGAACAAGCAAUGUCUAAUGCCUUUCUGUGCCCAGACUGUUUUAUUUUUCUUUUCCUUAUUUUUUCCUAAUGUGCCAUAAGGCCUAAGAAUGAAUUAUAAUUGUUUAUUCUAAUUAUGUAGCUUUGAGGGAUAAGUCCUUAACUUUUCAGGGUCUACCUAACUGAGCCUAGACAUGGACCAUUUAUGGAUGACAACAUUUUUUUUGUAAAUGGCAAGAAAUUCUUAUGCAGCCUUUUACCUAAGAAAUUUCUGUCAGUGCCUUAUCUUAUGAAGAAACAGAACCUCUCUAGCUGUUGUAUGAUUUUUCUGUCCCAUGACCCUCUUCCCUCACCUGCUACCUACUCCUCUUGCCCCCAGUGCUUCGUGCAUGGAUACUCUACAUUCCUGGAAACAGUGUACAAAAGUAAUUGAAGCAAGGAUACCUGACAAAGGAAUGGACGAUGAACAAACUAGAUGGACAUUGGAACAAAGCUCAGAAACCCUAAUUUUAAAGGCACUACAUUUACCAGAGUUGGGAAAAAAUGUCCCCUAAGAUAAUUCUCUUCUUCAGGUCCUACCAAAAAAUAAUCCUGUUUAAUUGUAAUUCAGAAUCGUCGAGCUCCAUGGCAGGUCUCAUUUUUAUGGUAGUUUUCAGAAGUGAUCUCGUUUUUCGUCGAGUGUACCAAAAAAGGGAGAGAAUCCACAUGUAAUAAAUUAUCUGAUAGAUGAAAGCAACUCAAUGCUUUAUUUAAGUUGACUUAAAUUCAUUGGCUUUGCUUAACAAUCAUAGCAAAAAAAAUGGUAAAAAAAAUGUUUUUGGAGCAUUUGCUAAUAAACAGCUUACCACUAGAAUUUUUUUCUUUGAUUUUUGAAAGGGUUGUAAUCUCAUGGCCCCACCCCUGCCCCUGGACACAAGACAAUGAUACUGCUGUUCCAGGGGGGCACAAUCAUUUAUUCUCCAGUGGUUGCUUCCUCUGGAGCUAAGACUGAAAGGAGAGCAGAAGCUGAAACUGGUAUCACUGUGACUUUGCACAUUGAAAAUGUAGAUUGUAGGCAUAAUUCACCCUUGCCAUAAGAGAGAGAAAGCUGUUAUAGCACAAUUUAAAUACUGAUAGCUCUUUUUAGAUAGGAAAGGCUGAUAUUCAGAAUUAAAACCUUUUUUAGUUAAUUUUGUAUCUUCUAGAUUUGUGGAUGUUUCUAAGAUUCAGAAGAAAUGCUACAAAGGUACCCAGUAGAUUACUAAUUUUUCCUUUAUUUUCAUAUCUAAGCCUAUUGUAGAUAAAAAUAAAUUGAAACAACAUGAUUGCCUAAAAUAAAAUUGGGAUAAAUUAUGUAUUGGAUUGUGCCCAAUGAGGCUGUCUUUAAAAAAAUAUUGAUGUUACAAAUGCCUGUUUUUCAAAAAUAAAGAUUUAAGCUAGAAGUGUAAAUAUCCUAUUAACUUGCUGAGGGUACUGUUUUAAAUUUAGGAAAUCUAACACAAAAUUUUAGGAGGCCAGGCUCUUUUAGAAAGAAAGCUACACCCAUUUCCUCAGUAACUGUGUUCUGAAAGUCCAUAUGGUAAGAUACAACUCUUGCCAUGUAUAAACUGUGAAUUGUAUGGAAAAAUAAAGUUUUUAAUUAAAGUCA